AUGGUCGAAAAUCGACCAAAAACCGUCGCGAAUCGACCAAAACUCACCCUGCGACGCAGAGAACACGAAAAACGAGGAGAGCGCCCACAGAUGACGAGGGAAACGAACGAAAAACCGCCGCACGGCAACUGCACAGCCAGCUGGACUGAGGAGCUGGGGCCGGGCUCCGCUUUUAUUCCAACCAAAAACAUCUUCUCCAUGACUCCGCCCUUCUCGCCACCCGCCCGAUUGUUUUCGCGGAUUGUAAAAUGA
This is a messenger RNA of Bursaphelenchus okinawaensis, 252 nucleotides long. Lineage: Eukaryota; Metazoa; Nematoda; Chromadorea; Rhabditida; Aphelenchoididae. The record is from the annotation of a GenBank genome assembly.